Molecule: messenger RNA, 3741 nt
Organism: Lecanosticta acicola
Lineage: Eukaryota; Fungi; Ascomycota; Dothideomycetes; Mycosphaerellales; Mycosphaerellaceae
Source: the annotation of a GenBank genome assembly
AUGAACAAAUUCUUGAAGAAGAAGGCCGCUGAUGGGCCCGCCUUCAACGACGAUGAUCUCGCAAUCUCCACCCCGACCUCGCCCGUCCUCAACCCCACCUCCAAAAAGUCAUCCAACAGCAGAUGGAAGAAGAACAACAAGAAACAGCCCGAGCCCAAACCCCAGCUUGACCUCACCGCAGCCCUGCCAUCGACAGACGAUUUCCGCACCAGCUUGAUCAUGCCCAGUCUCUCCACUCGGUUUAGCAUGCUCAGAGAGCAAGACGACCCCAAGUCGCUGCUUGGCAAGGCUAGCGACGACAGCGUGCUCCAGUCGCGUCGGAAAUCGCGAAUGAACGACUUCGGCUUCGGCGUGCCGGGCCUCGCCGAUAUUGCAGAGGUCGCAUCCAUCCAUGGCUCCGUUCGACCGCCUUUUGCGCACGAGAGCAGACAACACUCGCUUGUGUCGGAGGAAGGUUACAGCAGUGAGGCGGACAAUGCAUCGCACAGCGUGAUGAGUCGAGCUCGGCCGGGGGAAGGGAAUAUACUCUUUGGAGGUCGUCAGAAGAUUUACAAGAUCCCUACCGGUGGUGCGACUUCCACCCGGAGCCUGGGGAGGCUUGUCUACGAGGACGAUGUCGGCAUGUCUGCCUUCCAGAAAUACCGGCAAAAGGAGAGAGAGCAUGACGAGAGCCAAUUCCCUCGAAGUUCCGACGAAUCGCAAGCCUUUGACUUCGGACUCGAGCCCGUCGAGCCUCGAUAUCACGACGACUCGGGCCUGGAUACGCUGCCCAACGACUCCGCAAAGGAUCUCUCGCAUUCUCCCUCGCUCUCCUCGUACGACAAGAAGCGGUCGACCACCUCCUCGACUGCGCGGUCAGAGGCCCGUUCUUCGACUGCCGCGACCUCCGUUGCCUCCCAGCCAUUGACGAGCGCACAGCCGUCACCGGCUCAGACACCGGCAACCAUGGUCUCCAGUGGUAAUACCGCGGCGCCUUCGCCGACUCCCGGAAUGUCACUCGAGCGGUCGAACACGAAGCAACGCAGGUUGUAUGAACAAGGUCUCGAUCAGCACAUGCAGGAACAGCAGACAUCUGCACUCACCCGUCUGAACUCCAUCCAGCGACAGAGAGCUCUCAGCGGCAAAAAGUCACCUCCCUUCUUGCAUGGUGCUAAGAGCGCCAGCAAUCUGCAGGAUCGAUCCGCCCAGCCCUUCUACGCUCUUGGCCCGGCUUCACCACCACCUACCGCGCCUCUUCCUCAGCUGAAGACUUUGGGAUCGAUUCGACACCCGCACUCGGGCACAAACAGCCCAUCGCUGAGCAAUCCCCAAUCCCCGAUCGAUCUCGAGCAGAAUGAUGUCUGGACUCGUGCAUUGGAGCCUGGUGACAGGGGCAAGGCCACGGCGAUGGGUGCAUUCAACAAGCCGGCGCACGCAUUUGACGAGAAGCAGUAUCUCGAGCGUCAGAAAGCGCUUCAGCGAUCGAACUCCAAUGCCGUGAUGAAGAACAAGGCUACUCCUCAAGCUGCAGCCGGCGCACCGCAAGCUGAUCAGCAGGAAGAGCCUUCGUCUGUGGAUGCCGCCGCCGCCGCCGCACGAGCACGCUCGGAGUCGGUGCCGAAGAAACACGAGCCGACAAAAGCCUACAACGUAUUUCAAAAUGCAGCUAACCAGUUGCCAAAGCCACCGCAGCCAACAUCUGCAGCGCCCGUGAAAGCCUCCCUUCCCGACACCCACCGAACAUUCUUCGGCAAUAUCAGCGCAAGCGAGGACGAGGAAGAGGAUGGAGAGUCGUCCAUUGCACAAUCUUUCUCAGAGUAUGGAUACGGAAUCUACCAACCACAGCGAUGGCAGCCCACGCCCUUGCAGCCCGUGUCUGAGCAUCCUGCUCUGAGGAGCGAGCACUCGAAGACGACAUGGGCCGAAGAGGACGAGGAGAUGGAGCCACGGCUUCCGAAGCAAGCGGCCUCUGCUCAAUCCCUGAAGAUCGAUCCUGCAAAGUCCAGAUCUGCGACAUCACCGCCCCUCGACUCACCCACGUUGGGCCCGCAGGCACAGCCUCUGAACGGUAUGGUACAUCAUCUCCGCCAGCGAAGCAAUCAGUCUUCGCUCUAUCCCAACGAUGAUCGGGUACCACGGGACGACGAUGUCCCUGACGUUCCCGAGGUGCCGUGGAAUUCAAAGACAACAGACUCCUACGGCCAGACAUUAGGAGCAGGAAUGGACAACCACUCUCGUCGUGGCUCUUAUGCCAUCUCGAAUCCGUGGGACUUGGACGAGCCGAGCUUCACCGAUUAUUCUCACGCGAGCCGUAGCUCCCUGCGACCGUACGACGAACACUCUGGCAUGGACAUGGCUUCAAAUCGUGGCUCUGAGACCUCUUCCGCGCAAGAGGGUGUUUCCGAGACUCGACCGACAAUGGUGAGAGAAGACUCUGAGAUUUCCUUGCUACCAGGACCGGAGCCUGCGUGGCAGCGCGAGUUGCGCAAGCAACACGUGCGCGAGGCCAGUACAGCAACGCAGCAAGAACGAGACGCAUUCGCCAACGAGCUCGCGGCACGGCGCAAUGCUAUCCAAGAGAACAUCAAGAGCAUGGUAGAGCGCGAUACUCAUUCGCGAGGUACAAGUCCCGCGCCUUCGGCUUCCAACGCAAUGCGGGCGUUCGGUAUGUUGCGAUUGAAGAAUAGUAGAGAAUCGAUGGCACAUGUGCACGAUCAGCCACCGAAGGCGCUCAAGAACCUUGCCCACGGCAUGGAAGGCGGCCGCCCUCGUAACGAUUCGUCGCCGCGCAUUUUCAUGCCAACGGCUCAGCAUCCAGCUUUCAAGGCAGACGGAGCGGGCCCAUCGCGGGACAUGGAUGCCAUGCAGGCUGAACGUGCUCUUGCCACCAGUCGAUCUUUCCAAUCGAGCGAAGAGCAUGCGAGGAGUCGCUCAAACUCGGCAGCCACUACUGGACGCUCUCGUAGUCGCACCGGACCCUACCGAGACGAUCUCGAGAAGGCCAUGGUCGAGGGCAGAGGCUCUAGUGCAGCUGCACGGACACCCGACAUAUGCCCAUUCGCAGGAGCAUCACCAGACAUGAUGUCCAGAAGCAGUGACGAAGACAAGAGCCCUUUCGAUACGAAGAACAACUCGCGCAUCGCACAGAACGGGCCUUCACCCGUGACACUUGCGCCCAACGUGUACGCUCCAGGCCGACCUGUCCCCAUGGCGAAUCCGUACUCGCAGAACCAAACGCCUCCACUGGAAGGCUCAAGCCCCAGUCUCGGCACAGAAGUAUACUCUCCAAUAAUGCCUUCAUCUGGAAAGCCCGGGCACCUGCUACGGAAAAAGACCAUCUCCAAGCAUGAGAUUUCGGAGCCCACUCUGAUCUCUUCGACAUCCAACGUCGACACUGUGGACCUGCCAUCAGGCGCGUCUCUCAAGAACGGCAUGGAAGAUGCUCCUCCGAUACCACCGAUCAACCCAAGACGUCGAACAACACGCAAGAUCUUCCGUCGAGGACGAUCAGACUCGAAUCCGCAUGGCGACCACGAGCCCAAGGCGACCGCAUCCGACCCUGCCUUGAACAUCUCGCCGAAGCGGAACAAUGAGUACCCCUUCCCGCCCAGCAGUGUGGUGCGCUUGCCUUCUGUGCGGGAUGCGGACAACAGCCCUGCCAUGCCACAGAAUGGCUUCAACCGGACCGAUAGCCCUGACCUUUCAGUCCCACCUGUUCCUCAGCGGCCCGUCACCGCACCACUGGACGGAGGCAUGUUCUAG